GCGCCGGGCAACGCAGUGGACGCCCCUCCACCGCGGCUGGGCCCAGCGAGAAGCCACUUGGCCUAAGACCCCAGGGGCGAUGGCGUCCAGCGGAGGCGACGGGUGGGGCCACCUGCCCUUCUUCUUCGGCAACAUCACCCGCGAGGAGGCGGAGGCCCACCUGGAGGAGGCGGGCCUGGGCGAGGGCCUGUUCCUGCUGCGGCAGAGCCGCAGCUCCCUGGGGGGCUUCUCCCUGUCGGUGUCCAGCGGGGGCCGGGUCCACCACUACACCAUCGAGCGCGACGUGUCCGGGGCCUUCGCCAUCUCCGGGGGCCGCUCGCACCCGGGCCCGGCCGAGCUGUGCGCCUUCCACGGCCGCGAGGCCGACGGGCUGGUCUGCCGCCUCGGGGACCCCUGCGUCCGGCCCCCCGGCCUCCGGCCCCGCGCCGGCCCCUUCGAGGGGCUCAGGGAGACCCUCAUCCGCGACUACGUCAGGACCACCUGGAACCUGCAGGGCCAGGCGUUGGAGCAGGCCAUCCUCAGCCAGAGGCCCCAGCUGGAGAAGCUGAUCGCCACCACGGCCCACGAGAAGAUGGACUGGUUCCACGGGGCCCUGACCCGCUCCCAGGCCGAGGACGCCCUGCUCGCCGCCCCCAGGGCCGAAGGAAAGUUCCUUCUCUCCCGACCCGGGGGUCGUCUCUCCUCCGUCCCCGAGGUGCGGCUGAAGUACCGCUACAAGGCGCGGAUCUUCCUGGAGGAGAGCCUCUCCUUCGGGGUCCUGGGCGAGCACGGCCGCGGGGUCACCGAGCACUUCGGCAUCAACGUGAGUGCCCCGACCCCCGACCCCCGACCUCUCCCCUCCGCCCCGGCGGGGGCCGGGAGUCGAACCCGGGACCGCGGGCGGCCGCCCCGACCCUCCCCCUCCCCGGGCCGCGCCCCCAUCGUGCCCGCUUCCCGCCCGCGCCCACUUCCCGUCCGUCCGUGCCCACUUCCCGUCCGCCCACACCCGCUUCCCGUCUGCCUGCGCCCUCUUCCUAUCCACCCGCGCUCACGUCCCAUCCACCCGCCCCCACUUCCCAUCCACCAUGCCCACUUCCCGUCCGCCCGCGCCCACUUCCCUUCCACCACGCCCACUUCCCGCCCACCCGCGCCCGCUUCCCGUCCACCAUGCCCGCUUCCCGUCCACCCACGCCCGCUUCCCAUCCACCAUUCCCACUUCCCGUCCGCCCGCGUUAACUUCCUCUCCACCCGCGCCCACUUCCUGUCCACCAUGCCCACUUCCCGGCCGCCCAUCGAGGACAUCGACCUGAUCAGCGCCAACAUGGAGAACGCGCUGGCCUCGGUGGGCGGCUUCUGCUGCGGGCGCUCCUUCGUCGUCGACCACCAGCGCCUGUCGGGGCAGGGCUACUGUUUCUCCGCCUCCCUGCCGCCGCUGCUGGCCGCCGCCGCCAUCGAGGCCCUCGACGUCAUGGAGGACGACCCGGGCCUCUUCCAGGUGCUGCGGAAGAAGUGCGAGCAAAUGCACCGGGCCCUGCAGGGGACGCCCGGGCUGGCCGUGGUCGGGGAGCCCUGCUCGCCCGCCCUCCACCUGCAGCUGGCCCGCCCCGCCGCCGGGGCCCGCCGGGACCAAGUGCGAAUCCUGCAGCGCCUCGUCGACUACUGCCUCGAGAGGGGGAUUGCGCUGACUCAGGCCCGGUACCUGGACAAGGAGGAGAAGCACCUGCCCCCGCCCAGCAUCCGCGUGUCGGUGAGCGUGGAGCAGACGGAGGCGGAACUGGAGCGGGCGGCGCUCACCCUGCGCCGGGCCGCCGAGACCCUGCUCCCCUAGGGGACCCCCCCCCGUCUACACCGCCCUCCGUCUACACCGCCCCCCGUCUACACCACCCUCCGUCCCCCCCACCGACCCCUGGACUCGUCUACACUGCCGCUCAGGAAGACCCGCGCCCCGGGCACCGUCUACACUGCCUUCCGAGGGGGGGAGACCCCCGCCCUCAUCGCUCCUUGGCGUCUACACCCUCAUCGACACCCCCCCCCACCUUGGGCGUCUUCUACACUGGCCUCCCCUCCUCGUCGACCCUCCCGCCCCCCGGGCUCCGU
Molecule: messenger RNA, 2076 nt
Organism: Tachyglossus aculeatus (Australian echidna)
Lineage: Eukaryota; Metazoa; Chordata; Mammalia; Monotremata; Tachyglossidae
Exons: 10
Coding region: 80-1807 (575 amino acids)
Biological process (GO): ceramide biosynthetic process; sphingosine biosynthetic process
Cellular component (GO): endoplasmic reticulum
Molecular function (GO): non-membrane spanning protein tyrosine kinase activity; pyridoxal phosphate binding; serine C-palmitoyltransferase activity
Source: RefSeq, a predicted model, not a curated record